This is a messenger RNA of Monopterus albus (swamp eel), 4296 nucleotides long. It is a transcript of the gene wnt1, whose product is annotated as wingless-type MMTV integration site family, member 1. The record is from RefSeq and is a predicted model, not a curated record. Gene Ontology annotation, biological process: canonical Wnt signaling pathway; multicellular organism development; cell fate commitment. The transcript is spliced from 4 exons. Bases 2823 to 4046 code for a protein of 407 amino acids. Gene Ontology annotation, molecular function: cytokine activity; frizzled binding. NCBI's taxonomy places the organism in Eukaryota, Metazoa, Chordata, Actinopteri, Synbranchiformes, Synbranchidae. Gene Ontology annotation, cellular component: extracellular region.
AUUAUUUGAGAAUGCGAUCGUUCGUCCAAGCGUAAAAUGAGGACUCCAAACUUUUACGCAGAGGCCCCACUUUUAAAGCAACGGUUUCAGGUUUUUGUAGGUAAUCAAAGAUACUGAGUACUAUAAACACAUUUAAUGGGACGCAUAAAUAUUAAUCUUUAUUCAUUCUUCUUAUUGGUGGGACAGUCGGUUGUGUAGCAUAAGCUUCCAUUUUGGAGAAAAACCAAAACAAAAAAAGCUCAUACGCAAAGUUAAAGAUGAUUUUGUUCAUAAAAGGGGUGUGAAAUGAUGGAUAGGGGGAGGGGAGAGUUGCUGUUUCCACUGUAUGACAGGGAGGCAGCAGCAGGCAGGCGGCACCGCUUACAGACCCUCCAACAAUACUGUUUUUAGUCAUGUAGUCCUCCCUUCCUCCCACCCCCAUCAGAGCGGCUGUUCCUCAUUGUUGUGUUUGAGAAAAAAAACUUCACUUCGUCACUCCAAAGUCUUUAUUUCAGAGUAAAACAUUCUGCAUAAAUUAGAAGAGUGACAGUUUUUUUGAUUAUUCAUCACAUUCUCCAACAAAUAUCUAAGUGCGUAUGACAACUGUGCAUUCAUUUAAAUGUAUUUGUGGUGCGUAUAGGAAACUGGGCACACUGAAGACUGUCAUCACAACUAUAUAUCCAAACUCGGGUUUUCAUCUCUAGUAGGCCUAUGAACGCAGGUGCCCAAUCCUUCUGUGCGGACACAGUUAGGGAGGUGUGGCGGCUCGGCAUCGACUCAAUCAGCAUAUUGAUCUUGGAUUUUCAAAUUAAUUAUAACAAACGCUGUUACCGCACAGUUUGCUAAUUAACCCACAAAUAAAAACCGUUUUCUCGAGCAGAAUUUAAACAGACAUGAUGCUGGGGCAGAGAAGGCAGUGGGCUACUUCCAUAAAAUUAAGUUAACCCCCCCAACACGGUUCUCAUCGUGACACCAAUUCUGCUCUAUUCCAUAAGCUGCCGCAAUGAAAAGUGCAUUAGCAUUCUGAGUUGGGGUGUAUAUCUAAGUGGCUUAAAAGUGAUUUGAAGUUGAUUUGUAUAUAAAAGGCCCCCUUUAUCCGGAUUGAAGCCCUAAUCUGCUCGGUGUCGCAUGACUGCUCCAGGAAACCCGUUUGAGCACCUUCAUAUAAAGCUGGAGUAUAAACGUAGCAUGGCUGUCAUUAAAGCCUUUUUACAAAAGCCCAUUUCCUUUUACUGUCAUCUGAAGGAAAGAGAGACAGAGGGAGAUUAUCCAACCUACAACCGCUCCAGUGACUAAUGUGGAACAUGCAAAUUAGCAGAUAAAUGUCACACCAUGAAACAUUCACCCAAUAUGGAGAAGUGUGGGGACACUGAAACUUGCUCCUAGUCUGGGGCUGGAUGGAGAUGCCGCAAAGUGGCUCAAGCUGUGAUUACACUGGGCUACAUGUGCGUCGAGGGAGGUCUGCAGACCAGAUGUUUGGAAUGGUUUUUAUUCUCACUCGUCCCCCUCUUUCCUGGUUCAUCAUAUAUCAAACUUCUGAUUGUAGACUGUAGUUCAUCUCUCCCGCAGUCGAAAAAAAAAUACUUAGACAGUCCUGGCAGUGCGAGUUACAGGAAGAGCUUAGAUUAUUCUCUGUUCAAGCUUCGUUGUGCGUGCGCGUCUUGGGCUCAUAAAGCCUGGUGAUAAACGUUUUGUUUAUUGGGCCUAAUCUGAAUUUGUAUCCAAAUAUACUGAAGUGCUCUAAAAGUGCAAGUUUAAGCAGGAUAUUGUAAACCGAAUAGAUGUAAAUAUGUAAAAUGAGUGUCUACUUUCUGCACAAUAAAUUGUGUAGAAAGGAAAUGAAAUGUACAGUCACUGCACAUUUUAAGAGCGCGUUUGCAGAAAGGAGGAGGAGGAGAUGCGGUUAGGGAGUAGACUAAUCCAACCACCGGGUAAAAAGGGCAGUUUUCGGUGGCUCAUAUUCUGCUGUAACUGUAUUGCACCGUGACACCAGCUUUGAACAGCGGCGGAGCACCAACCCGGGCGCACCCACAGCAUCUGUACCAACACAUCACUGCUUCAGGGGCACUUCUCUUUUCUGCAAGACUCGAUGUGGGAGCAGGAGCACGGCCAGUGGGAAAACACUCAUAGCUGCACACAUUUACAGGGCAUCGAUUCUGUGACGACCGUGAGAUUCCACAAGUAAUAUGCUCAGCACUGUGGAUUGCCCUAUUUUUUCCUCUUCCUUUCUCCUUUCUACCCAGUUGUGUUUCCUUAUUCAUUGUGCGCCCUAUGAAGAGCAUUAACUAUCCCUCCCUCCAAUCCUAUUGAAUAGGCUCUGAAAAAAAAAACUGAGGGAGAUGAGAGCAGCAAAUCCCUUUUUUAUUCCCCUCGUAGCGCUCAAUAAGAGAAGAAUGUGUUGCCUAUCAGUCACCGAGGGUAUCAAGUCUUCGGGACUGUCCCACGCGUUCAAUGCGCCGUGCAGAGCAUCACUGAGAGCGACAGAGUGAAGAGGAGUGCAGCAGCAGCAGCAGCAGCAGCCGCAGCAGUAGCAUCCUGCCUGGACACUUCACAUCAUUUAGCAACCUGUCUCCACUCAAGAUCCAUUUGAGUCUAUUAGGGCUGCCUGCUUCUCUCACCUUUCAAACCCCCUCACUGGACUUUGGCGUGGUGAGUAUAUAUCUUGCAGCCUGGUCACUUAGAAUGUACUGAAGAAACAAUGAUUACCAAUAUUCUGUUAAGCAACUAAGAUGUAGAAAAACACGCACUGCCAGGCUUUGGCAAUUUUUUCUUAUUUUGAGUUGAUUGUUUACUUUAAGGCUUUUUUUUUAUUAACAUGUGCAUAUUUGUGCUGGAGUGGUCUAAUGCAUAACUGUCAAAGAUAUUUAGAACUAGACCAUAACUCUGAGCAAAACCCACGACAAAAUAAAAGCUUACAUUUUGAUAUUUCCCUCUACAUUUCACCUGAAGGCACGAUGAGGAGUCUGGCGCUGCUCUUAGGGGUGAAAGCCGCUUGCAUCCUGCUGGUGUCUUCGCUCUCAGGCACCGGGGCGGUGAACAACAGCGGCCGGUGGUGGGGUAUUGUCAAUGUGGCCUCCUCUUCCAACCUCCUCACCAAUUCCAAGAAUGUGCAGUUGGUCCUGGACCCAAGCCUGGCCCUACUGAGUCGUCGCCAGCGCCGUCUGAUUCGGCAAAAUCCUGGCAUCUUGCAUGCCAUCGCUGCUGGGCUGCACACUGCCAUAAAAGAGUGCAAGUGGCAGUUCCGCAAUCGCCGCUGGAACUGCCCGACCACACACAGCCCUGCGAUUUUUGGCAAAAUCGUCAAUCGUGGUUGCCGAGAGACAGCAUUUGUGUUUGCCAUUACCAGUGCAGGGGUGACCCAUGCUGUGGCUCGCUCUUGCUCAGAAGGGGCCAUUGAGUCAUGCACAUGUGACUACCGCCGCCGAGGUCCUGGAGGGCCAGACUGGCACUGGGGGGGUUGCAGUGAUAAUGUGGACUUUGGCCGGAUGUUCAGCCGUGAGUUUGUGGACUCCAGUGAGCGGGGCAGGGAUCUGCGCUACCUCACCAACCUACACAAUAAUGAAGCUGGUCGAAUGACUGUGUCAUCAGAGAUGCGUCAAGAGUGUAAGUGCCAUGGCAUGUCGGGCUCCUGCACUGUGCGUACCUGUUGGAUGCGGCUGCCAAGCUUCCGCACAGUGGGAGACUUCCUCAAGGACCGGUUUGAUGGUGCAUCCAGAGUUGUUUAUGCCAACAAAGGAAGCAACCGCGCCUCUCACCGAGCCGACUCCCGACACCUGGAGCCUGAAAACCCAGCUCACAAACCCCCCUCUGCCAUGGACCUAGUCUAUUUUGAGAAAUCACCUAAUUUCUGCUCCUACAAUGGCAAAACUGGCACUUUGGGAACUUCUGGGAGGACAUGCAACAGCUCUUCUCCAGGCCUAGAUGGAUGUGAGUUGCUAUGCUGUGGACGUGGGUUUAAGACCCAGACAGAGAGCGUGACUGAACGUUGCCAUUGCACCUUCCACUGGUGCUGUCAUGUCAGCUGCUUGAACUGCACCAGUACACGAACACUGCACCAGUGUCUAUGAUCACAGGUGGACAACCAAGUAAAUAUUUAGGUCUAUACAAAAGGCAAAGAAAAACUUCUUAGCAAAUAAGGUACUUGGCUGAGAAAGCCAGUAGCAAGCAGGUGGUUUGAGAUAUUAGAUAGAAGCUAGAAAAGAUUCAAGCCAGGUAAACUGAUACAGGGAACUGGCACAAAAAAAAAAAAAUCAAUCAGUGUUUUGAGAGUGGGAGAUGGAGAAAAGCACAAAUACAUGAACAGGGUAUAGAGGGAGU